ACCUCCUCCAAAAUCCCUCUAUAUAUACUCCCCGACGACCGCUUGUUCGAAGCAUCUCUCUUCCUUUCCCCCAUUCGCCAGUGCCCACGGCAACAUCAGUGUGAGUGAGGGCGAUAGCGUCGCGACUAUUCCGGGCAGAUCCUGAUCCCGCCCCAGCCCCUUCGGUUCCAGCAGGCUGCGCAUCUCUGCCCUCUCCAUCCCUCUCUAAGUGCCAUAAACAUGGCGAUGGAGAUUACCCAGGUCCUCUUGUCUGCCCAAUCUCCUGACGGGCAUACUCGAACUCUUGCUGAAGCAAACCUCAAGCAGUUUCAGGAACAGAAUCUCCCCCUCUUUCUACUUUCCUUAUCUGUUGAGCUAUCAAGUGAACAGAAGCCUCCCGAGUCUCGAAGACUUGCCGGUAUUAUUCUUAAGAAUUCCCUAGAUGCAAAGGAUGCAGUUCGUAAGGAAGAAUUGACUCAGCGGUGGGUCAGUGUGGAUCCAUCUAUCAAAUCCCAAAUCAAGGAUUCUUUGUUGAGGACGCUUGGAUCAUCAGUAUCUGACGCUCGACAGACUUCUUCACAAGUCAUUGCUAAGGUUGCAUCAAUCGAGGUACCACGACGUGAAUGGCAAGAGCUGAUAGGGUUGCUUCUAAACAACAUGACUCAGCCAGAUGCCCCUGCUCCUUUAAAGCAAUCAACCUUGGAGGCACUGGGGUAUGUUUGUGAGGAGGUAUCUCCUCAGGACUUGGAGCAGGAUCAAGUAAAUGCCAUCCUCACUGCUGUUGUGCAGGGUAUGAACCAGACAGAACAUAGUUCUGAAGUCCGCCUUGCAGCUGUUAAGGCACUUUAUAAUGCUUUAGAUUUUGCUCAGACUAACUUUGAGAAUGAGGUAGAGAGGAACUUCAUCAUGAAAGUUGUCUGUGAGACCACUAUGUCAAAAGAGUCAGAGAUCAGACAAGCAGCAAUUGAGUGCCUUGUUUCUAUAGCCUCUACAUAUUACGAGUAUCUUGAGCCUUACAUGCAGACCCUUUUUAAUUUGACUGCGAAUGCAGUGAGAGGAGAUGAGGAGCCUGUUGCUCUUCAAGCGAUUGAGUUUUGGAGCUCUAUCUGUGAUGAAGAGAUUCAAAUUCAAGAGGAGUUUGGGGAAGAUAACGGCGAGAGCUCUUCUCCCCAUUCUAACUUUAUAAAGCAAGCGCUUCCUACGCUUGUGCCAUUGAUGUUAGAAACACUGCUUAAACAAGAGGAGGAUCAGGAUCAGGAAGAUGGUGUCUGGAAUCUGUCUAUGGCUGGGGGAACCUGCCUUGGACUUAUUGCAAGAACCGUUGGGGAUGCAGUUGUGCCCCUUGCGAUGCCAUUUGUGGAGAGUAAUAUAACAAAGGGUGACUGGCGAAGCCGUGAAGCAGCUACUUUUGCAUUUGGGUCAAUUCUCGAAGGUCCGUCCAUUGAGAAGCUUGCACCACUUGUCCAUUCUGGACUUCAAUUCUUGUUGAAUGCAAUGAAAGACCAGAAUAGUCAUGUCAAGGACACAACAGCAUGGACCCUUGGUAGGAUCUUUGAGUUCCUGCAUUCUGCUGGUGGUGAAUAUCCAAUUUUAACUGCCACAAACCUUCCGCACAUCAUGUCUGUAUUGUUGGAGAGUAUCAGAGAUGCUCCUAAUGUGGCUGAGAAAGUUUGUGGAGCCAUUUAUUUCCUUGCCCAAGGUUUUGAGGAUGCAGGUUCUAGUUCAUCGAUACUUUCACCCUAUCUUGGUGAUAUUGUUUCAGCCCUCCUUUCUACAGCUGAUCGCACAGAUCCAAGCAAUGUUAGGCUUCGUUCUUCUGCAUAUGAAACAUUGAAUGAGAUAGUUCGAUGUAGCAGUAUACCUGAAACUUCGAACAUGGUUGCUCAUCUACUCCAUGAAAUCAUGAAUAGAUUAAGCAAAACUCUGGAGCUUCAUAUUGCAUCUUCGGAGGACAGGGAAAAGCAGGGUGAUCUGCAAGCCCUGCUAUGUGGCGUCCUUCAAGUAAUAUUACAAAAAUUGAGUAACUCAAAUGAGACGAAGCCUAUAAUUCUUCAGUCUGCUGAUCAGAUGAUGAUCCUCUUCCUUCAAGUUUUUGCUUGCCGCAGUUCUACCGUGCAUGAAGAAGCAAUGCUUGCGAUCGGGGCGCUUGCUUAUGCCACAGGCCCUGAAUUUGCAAAGUACAUGCAAGAGUUCUACAAGUAUUUGGAGAUGGGCUUGCAGAACUUUGAAGAGUAUCAAGUCUGCUCCAUAUCUGUUGGUGUGGUCGGUGAUAUCUGUCGUGCAGUAGAUGACAAGGUCCUUCCCUAUUGUGAUGGCAUCAUGAGUCAGCUUCUGAAAGAUCUCUCCAGUCCUAUGCUUCAUCGGUCUGUAAAGCCUCCUAUAUUUUCAUGCUUUGGAGAUAUUGCUCUUGCAAUCGGGGAGCAUUUUGAAAAGUAUGUCCCUUAUGUUAUACCGAUGCUGCAAGGAGCUGCCGAGCUCUGCUCUCACUUGGAUGUAAAUGAUGAUGAUAUGCAAGAAUAUGGUAAUCAGCUCAGACGUGGUAUUUUCGAGGCUUACUCUGGUAUACUUCAAGGGUUCAAAGGUCCCAAGGCAGCUCUGAUGGUUCCUUGCGCGAGCCCUCUUCUGAGCUUCAUCGAAGCUGUUGUUCGGGAUACGAACAGGGACGAGGAGGUAACCAAAGCUGCGGUUGCGGUGCUGGGAGAUCUUGCAGACACUCUUGGUCCAAACACAAAGAUCCUGUUCAAGGAUUGUACUUUUCAUAUGGAGUUAUUGGGAGAAUGCUUUCGAUCAGACAAUGACCAAUUGAAGGAAACUGCGACUUGGACUCAAGGAAUGAUUCAGCGAGUAUUAGUCUCGUGAGGGCCGAUGUAUCAAUCAUUUUGCGGCCAAACAAAGAGGUUCGUUCCUUUGUCAGUUCAACAAGGUAGAAAGGUCUUCUCCAUACGGUCAUGUCCUCGGCAGUGUACCACGAAUUCUGUUCUUGUAUUAUUUUUUCUGCUGUUCUUGAGUCUUAGUGGCAGUGUGUUGCCACUGUUGGCUGGUAGAUGAAUGUGAACAUGGAUUGGGGUCAACCUGUUUUUGUCCUGAAAACAAGAAUUAAUGCUGCUUGAAAUUGCCAUAGAUUUUACAAUCAA
This is a messenger RNA of Musa acuminata subsp. malaccensis (wild Malaysian banana), 3113 nucleotides long. RefSeq names its product importin subunit beta-1. Gene Ontology annotation, cellular component: nucleus; cytoplasm. The record is from RefSeq and is a predicted model, not a curated record. Gene Ontology annotation, molecular function: nuclear import signal receptor activity; small GTPase binding. Lineage: Eukaryota; Viridiplantae; Streptophyta; Magnoliopsida; Zingiberales; Musaceae. Gene Ontology annotation, biological process: protein import into nucleus.